AUGGCGGAUCAAAAUAACAGUAACUACGAUGAAGAAGAAGAGUACUCAAUCAUGACCUGCAAUUUGCCGAAAGACGCAGUGGUGCAGAUACUCUUACGGCUUCCCGUUAAGGUGUUGCUCCGGUUUAGGUCUGUCUGCAAAUCAUGGUACAAUUUCCUCAAAAGCCCUAAUUUCAUUAAAUUACACCUUACUCAUCAAAUCUCUCGUCCUGCUUCACCCAUUAUUGCAUGGGAGAAUCAUAGCCGUUUAUGGCCUGAUCUCUUUUUGCUCCAUCUUCAUCCCAUUGCAUGCGACAUUGAGCAAUAUAAUUUCACUAUUAACCACCAAUUGCCUUUACCUUUUGGUACUGAUGACCUUAAGGAUUACGCGGAUUUAGUGUUUUGUUACAAUGGCUUAAUCUGUUUGGUGAAGGAUAUUUAUACCUCACCAGUACUCAUUCUCUGGAAUCCUGCAACUCGGAGAUCGAAAUUCAUUAAUAUACCUUCUGAGUGCUCCAGAUUUACCAGAUCUACUUAUCUACAACUAGGUUCCAGAUCUACUUAUCUAAAACUAGGUUAUGUACAACAAAGUAAUGACUAUAAAAUUUUGAGAGUCCCCUUCGAGACUCGGAGUAACGAUGAAUCAUCGAAAUUGGCUUGGGUUUAUACCCUGAGUUCGGGUUCAUGGAAAACAAUACCGUUCACUCUGCUUAACCAAACUGUUGCUUUGGGACCUCAGAUUUCUCUGAAUGGCUUUGUGUAUUGGUUGGCUAAUUCAUUCUCUGUGGAAUGUAUUGUCUGUUUUGAUUUGAUUAAGGACGAAUUUAAGCUUGUAGACGUUCCUGAUGAUCGUGGAUUUGAUUUUAAACUUGUUCGUAGAAGGCUUAUGGUUCUGAGGGGAUCCCUUGCCAUGAUUGUUUCCGUUGAGGAUGGUUCUAGGGAUACUGAGAUAUGGAUGCUGAGGAAUAAAAUUAGUGGCCUAAAACCAUAUUCUUGGACUAAGGAAUUCAUUAUAGAACCUUUCCCCCAAAGGACAAUCCCGUUGGGAAUCUGGAAUGCUGAUAAGCUUCUCCUCGUUGUUUUACAAACUCGUGUUCUCAAGCAAGUCUACUCUUAUGAUCUGGUUACCAAAAAGAUGGAAUAUUUUCAUGUGCCAAAGGAACAAGAUUUAAGAUCGUUUAUGUCACUGUGUGGGCGCUAUUUUGAGAGCUUGGAACUUGAAGAUGGAUAUGGCCAGAGAUACUGA
Molecule: messenger RNA, 1224 nt
Organism: Lycium ferocissimum
Lineage: Eukaryota; Viridiplantae; Streptophyta; Magnoliopsida; Solanales; Solanaceae
Product: putative F-box protein At3g10430
Exons: 1
Coding region: 1-1224 (407 amino acids)
Molecular function (GO): protein binding
Source: RefSeq, a predicted model, not a curated record